AUGUCUUUGGAGAAAGACCUAACCUUCGGGGGCAGUUCAAGCGACAAUGAACUGUUCCAGGGCACUGCCUUUUCUCAGAAUAAUGAAACCUUUGAGGACAUGCAAUGCUUUGGUUUCGUUUGGAAAAAUGUACCAGACUAUCUUCUGUCGUGGGAGUGGAGUGCUUGCCCCCCUAUCAACCACGAACCGUAUCCCUUUCCCGUUCUGCCUUCCAAGCCCUGCAACUCUGGCCAACAGACAUAUCAUCCAUUGGAACAGAGGAGUUUCAAUAGUCCAUUGUCUCUUGUACGGGAGAGUGGUCCACCUUCCGCAUUCACGGAAGCGUCUCCCUUCUCAAAAGCAUUUGGACUGGGUAUACUAUCGGGUUCCGACAAUCCACAACCUUCCGAUCCUGUAAAAUCACCCUCGGGGCUAAGUACUUCUCAACAAGUUCUUGAUACAAGCGAGCCCACAGCGCCAACUCGAGAAAGCCUUCCCAAGUCCACUCAGGACCAUGAAGAUGAACCAGUUGGCUCUGGCGUUUUGGAUGCUUCGCGUACAGAAGUGCGUCGGCCGAAGACUAACCCGUCGAGGGAGAGGAGGCGUGAAAAGAAUGCCAAAAGAAGUCAAUUACUUCCUGUUACCAAAGGUCAGCAAGGGAGAGGGAGAAGGAAAGAGUUGGACAAGGAUAACGGGGGAGAUGAAGUGAAUAUACUGGGACGAAAUCGUCGGGCUGCGGCUAGAUGUCGUGAUCGCAAACGAGAUCUUGCCGACGCGCUAAACUCCGAGAUGGAAGAGCUAAGAGAUCGGCACCAACAACUUUCUUCAUGCUACAACCAGCUCAGAUCUGAGGUAAUCCAACUCAAAACUGAGGUCUUGCGGCAUGGCGAUUGUGGCUGUGAUUUCAUUCGACGCUACAUCUCGGCCGAAGCCAACAGGACCGUGGAGAUGCUGACGAGACACGAUCACUCCCCGGGUGGUAGUGGAAUAUGGCCAAUAGCGACGUAG
Molecule: messenger RNA, 987 nt
Organism: Fusarium oxysporum Fo47
Lineage: Eukaryota; Fungi; Ascomycota; Sordariomycetes; Hypocreales; Nectriaceae
Exons: 1
Coding region: 1-987 (328 amino acids)
Biological process (GO): regulation of transcription by RNA polymerase II
Molecular function (GO): DNA-binding transcription factor activity, RNA polymerase II-specific; RNA polymerase II cis-regulatory region sequence-specific DNA binding
Source: RefSeq, a predicted model, not a curated record